This is a messenger RNA of Ictidomys tridecemlineatus (thirteen-lined ground squirrel), 7013 nucleotides long. RefSeq names its product LDL receptor related protein 8 (gene Lrp8). Gene Ontology annotation, biological process: receptor-mediated endocytosis. Lineage: Eukaryota; Metazoa; Chordata; Mammalia; Rodentia; Sciuridae. Gene Ontology annotation, molecular function: protein binding; calcium ion binding; hormone binding. Gene Ontology annotation, cellular component: signaling receptor complex; plasma membrane; apical plasma membrane. The record is from RefSeq and is a predicted model, not a curated record.
UGCUGCAGCUUCAGCACCUCGCGGCCGCGGCGGAUCAGCUGCGCGGCGGCCAAGGACCGAUUAAGGAGUGCCAAGAGGACCAGUUCCGGUGUCGGAACGAGCGCUGCAUCCCCUCGGUAUGGAGAUGCGACGAGGACGACGACUGCUCGGACAACAGCGACGAAGAUGACUGCCCUAAGAAGACCUGUGCAGACAGUGACUUCACCUGUGACAACGGCCACUGCAUCCCUGAGCGGUGGAAGUGUGAUGGAGAGGAGGAGUGUCCUGAUGGCUCUGACGAGUCCGAGGCCACUUGCCCCAGGCAAGUGUGUCCUGCAGAGAAACUGAGCUGUGGACCUACCAGCCACAAGUGUGUGCCUGCCUCCUGGCGCUGUGACGGGGAGAAGGAUUGCGAGGGUGGAGCAGAUGAAGCUGGCUGUGCUACCUUGUGCGCCCCACACGAGUUCCAGUGCAGCAACCGCUCAUGCCUGGCCGCGGUGUUCGUGUGCGACGGCGAUGACGACUGUGGUGAUGGUAGCGAUGAGCGCGGCUGCGCGGACCCUGCCUGUGGGCCCCGUGAGUUCCGUUGUGGCGGUGUUGGUGGCGCCUGCAUCCCUGAGCGUUGGGUCUGCGACCGCCAGUUCGACUGUGAGGACCACUCAGAUGAGGCAGCCGAGCUCUGUGGUCGAGCAGGCCUGGGGACCACGUCCGCGCCGGCAGCCUGCUCCCCCACCUCCCAGUUUGCCUGCCGCAGCGGCGAGUGCAUACACCUGGGCUGGCGCUGUGACGGGGACCACGACUGCAAGGACAAGUCAGACGAGGCCGACUGCCCAGUGCUGGGGACCUGCCGUGGGGACGAGUUCCAGUGUGGGGAUGGGACUUGUGUCCUUGCAAUCAAACGCUGCAACCAGGAACAAGACUGUCCAGAUGGGAGUGAUGAAGCUGGCUGCUUACAGGGGCUGAACGAGUGUCUGCAAAACAAUGGAGGCUGUUCCCACAUCUGCACUGACCUCAAGAUUGGCUUUGAGUGUACCUGUCCAGCGGGCUUCCGGCUUCUGGACCAGAAGACCUGUGGCGACAUUGACGAGUGUGAGGACCCAGAUGCCUGCAGCCAGAUCUGUGUGAAUUACAAGGGAUACUUUAAGUGCGAGUGUCACCCUGGCUAUGAGAUGGACACAUUGACCAAGAACUGCAAGGCUGUGGCUGGCAAGAGCCCGUCCCUAAUCUUUACCAACCGGCAUGAGGUGCGGAAGAUAGACCUGGUGAAGCGGGACUACUCUCGACUCAUCCCCAUGCUCAAGAAUGUUGUGGCACUAGAUGUGGAAGUUGCAACCAAUCGCAUCUACUGGUGUGACCUCUCCUACCGCAAGAUCUAUAGUGCCUACAUGGACAAGGCCAGUGACCCAGCAGAGCAGGAGGUCCUCAUUGAUGAGCAGCUACACUCUCCAGAAGGCCUGGCAGUGGACUGGGUCCACAAACACAUCUAUUGGACAGACUCAGGCAAUAAGACCAUCUCAGUGGCCACAGUUGAUGGUGGCCGCAGAUGCACUCUCUUCAGCCGUGACCUCAGUGAACCCCGGGCCAUUGCUGUCGACCCUUUGCGAGGGUUCAUGUAUUGGUCUGACUGGGGGUACCAGGCCAAGAUUGAGAAGUCUGGGCUCAAUGGUGUGGACCGGCAAACACUGGUAUCAGACAAUAUUGAAUGGCCCAACGGAAUCACCCUAGAUCUACUGAACCAGCGAUUGUACUGGGUGGACUCCAAGCUGCACCAGCUAUCCAGCAUUGACUUCAGCGGAAGCAACAGAAAAAUGCUGAUUUUCUCUCCUGACUUCCUAAGCCACCCCUUUGGGAUAGCUGUGUUUGAGGACAAGGUAUUCUGGACAGACCUGGAGAACGAAGCCAUUUUCAGUGCAAAUCGGCUCAAUGGCCUAGAAAUCUCCAUCCUGGCUGAGAACCUCAACAACCCACAUGAUAUUGUCAUCUUCCAUGAACUGAAGCAGCCAAGAGCUGCAGAUGCCUGUGAGCUGAGUGCCCAGCCUAAUGGAGGCUGUGAGUACCUGUGCCUUCCUGCUCCUCAAAUCUCCAGCCAUUCUCCCAAGUACACAUGUGCCUGUCCUGACACCAUGUGGCUGGGCCCAGACAUGAAGAGGUGUUAUCGAGCACCUCAAUCUACCUCAACUACGACGUUAGCCUCUACUACGACGAGAACAGUAGCUGCCAUCACAAGAGCACCUGGGACCACCAUCCACAGCCCCACUUACCAGAAUCACAGCACAGACACACCAAGCCUGGCAGCUGCCGUCCCAAGCUCAGUUAGUGUUCCCAGGGCUCCCAGCAUCAGCCCAUCUACCCCAAGCCCUGCAACCAGCAACCACUCUCAGCAUUAUGGGAAUGAAGGCGGCAAGAUGGGUUCAACAGUUACUGCUGCUGUCAUUGGGAUUAUUGCGCCCAUAGCGGUAAUAGCUCUGUUAUGCAUGAGUGGCUACCUGAUCUGGAGAAACUGGAAGCGGAAGAACACCAAGAGCAUGAAUUUUGACAACCCAGUGUACAGGAAAACAACAGAAGAAGAAGAUGAAGACGAGCUCCAUAUAGGGAGGACUGCUCAGAUUGGCCAUGUCUAUCCUGCAGCAAUCAGCAGCUUUGAUCGCCCACUGUGGGCAGAGCCCUGUCUUGGGGAGACCAGAGAACUGGAAGACCCAGCCCCUGCCCUCAAGGAGCUUUUUGUCUUGCCGGGGGAACCAAGGUCACAGCUGCACCAACUCCCGAAGAACCCUCUUUCCGAGCUGCCUGUCGUCAAGUGCAAGCGAGUGGCAUUAAGCCUUGAAGAUGAUGGACUGCCCUGAGGAUGGGACCACCCCUUCGUGCCUCAUGGAGCUCGGUCCCAUGCACUACUCUCUCUGGAUGGUGUAUGAUUGGAUGAAUGGAUUUCUACAUAUGGUCUGUGUGAGUGAGUGUGUGGAUGUGUAACUUUUUUUAAUUUAUGUUGCAGAAAGGUAACCACAAAGUUAUGAUGAACUGCAAACAUCCAAAGGAUGUGAGAGUUUUUAUAUGUAUAAUGUUUUAUACACUUUUUAACUCGUUGCACUACCCAUGAGGAAUUCAUGGAAUGGCUACUGCUGAGUGACUAACCUGCUGUACAUAACCAAACAGGGGCCGAUGGUACAGUACCUUACUCAUCAUUUAAAUACUAUAUUUACAGAGGAUGUUUGAUUUGGGGGGAUUUUUGGGGUUUGGGGGUUUUGUUUUUUUGUAAAUACAAUAAUGCUUUGUGGCUAUCCAUCAACAUAAGUAAAAAAGACCAAACACUUCAACUCCCUCCCCCAUUUAGAUUAUUUAUUAACAUAUUUCAAAAAUGACAUUAGUUCCAUAAAACAUUUAGAGAAGUGAAAGUAUUUAUUUUUGGUAUGACUGGCCCACCACACAGACUCUGUGUAUGUGUUUAUGUAUGUGUGAGAAAGAAAUCUGCAGAGAAGAGACACACCUCUAGUUAUUGUUCAAAUACAUAAAAAUAGAUUUAUUUUAAAAUAGUCCACAAGAGGGGUAUCUGUAGUUUUCAGAGAAACCUUUGGAAAUUUGGCUCAGAAAACAGAUACCAAGUUUUGUACAAAUAUGUGGUGUGAAGAGACAGAUCUUUUUACCUCUGGCUAUUCCUGAGACCCUAACAAACCAGGAAAAGCCUUUCAGCUCAUCUGGGGCUUCUUGUCUGUGGCUAAGGUCAGUGUACAGAUAUUAUACAUAGUGCCAGAAGUGUUCAUGAGUUCAAGAAAGAACAUGCCUAAACCUCAGCAAGUCCUUGUUAAGUUCAGCUCUUUGAGUAAUGUCUUCAGUUUCCUUCAGGACACUGGGGUUGAAUUCAGUAAGCUUCCUCUGAAGCACCCUGAAGGCUGCCAUCCUAACUUAUUUAGUUAAGUGGAGACAUUUUCAGAACAGCCCAUGUUUACUAUAGAGACUCACUCAGGCACUGAACUCUGAGACAUGCUGUGGGUGAGGAUAACGGUGGUGGAAUAAGUUUUAUUACAUCUCUGUUUGUUCUUUCCCUUCACUUUCUACUAUUUUCUUUAGGUGGGAAAACAGUUUAAAGAAAUAAGUAGGUUUCUUACCAUCAUUUGGGCAUAGAGAUGAAACUAAAUUUUGGCUUAAAUCAGAAAAACUUGAAGUGGUUAAACCUGAAGUCAUAUUUGAGGGGAAGUGGCAUAUAAAAAAGUACAACAUAUUGGCUAUGUAUGUUCACACAGGGAUUUGGUUUACUGGUUUGUAAAUAAAAGGAAAUACUCUGGUUAUAUGUAUAGAUCUUUUUUUCAUUAUGGACACCUCCUUCCUGCUUGCUUUUCCUGGGCCUUGGGGCAGGUGGAGAGAAGUACUGUUUUUUAUCUGUGGGAUCUACCAUCAGAAACAAUCCUACAGUCACAGAAGGAAUUCAGUCACCACUGGCUUUCUCAUCCAAAGUAUGGUCUUUCCUUCACUCUGCUGUUCCGCCACUUCACUCCCUCUCCACAACCAGGGACACAUACAACAUGGAAGUGUUUGGCUUAUGUGGGAGCAGAGGACAUGUAUCUAACCUUAACAUACCUGGAACCUGACACUCUGAAGCAAAUGUCUCCCCACUCCCACUCUCCAGAUGCCCCCAACUCAGAGAAGCUUAGAUGUCUCAUGAACUUGAUGCCCUUUAAAAUCUCCAGGCAGACAAUCUACAGUUCUAUGAUCCUGAUCCUAGGACUUUGCUCUACUAAUGGUCUCCUAAUCUUGUUUUCUUAAACAACUGUUCCAGAGCUUGGACAUUGUUUUACAACUUCCUCAUGAUGUACUUGUGUUGAUGGUCCUGAGAAAUUCAGCUAUGAGAAUAACCUACAAGAAACAAAUGGAGAGUCCUGUGUUGGAUCAUGAAAUCUGAGGAGUCAAAUCCACUUUCCUCCUAUUUUUGGAGGCUUUUGGGCCUUAUUUUGAGGUGCAGUUACAAUUCUGCUGCCUUUUGUUCCUGUGUAUAUUUAUCAACAGCCAAUAACAGAUCACAGACUCGUUGGAUGAUAGAGCUGAAGAAAGCUUAUAGGUAAUGCCAAAAGGGCAAAAAUUUCAUCAAGACAAUAUUUCCUUUAUUUAAAGAAGCCAGUCCAGUCCUUUUCCUCCCUUUCCUUCUCCAGGAGACAUCUUGAAGCUAUUUAAACACCGUAUCAAACGUGCUUUCUAUCUGUAGCUAUCUUUCUAGUGGAUUUACCAAGACACUGGCAGAAAUGGCCUUCUAGAAACAGGGAAAACAAAAACUUUAUUUAAUAUUUAUUCUUGAUAGCAUGAUUAUAUAUAAAACAGACUAAAAUAACCUCAACUGGCAAAAAGAGAAUAAGAUGGGAUUUAAAUAUAUGGCAAUAAAUACUACUGAUCCCUUCAGUUAUCUCUAUGUGACUGCAGCAUAUUCAUCCCCUAAAAUCAUUCACUAGUUGCCAACUGUAUGCCAGGUACUGCAGAUGUAAAGGUCAAUCAAAUAUUUUCUGUCUUUGUGAAGCUCAGCAGCAGCAGAGGGAGACAUGUAGAAACAAAAAGGGAAGAGAUUUCAAUUUAGAGUACCAUUAGGGACAAGGAGAGAGGGGUCAUUCUACCUGAGGAGAUGAAGAAUGAUGCAUUCAUAGGAGAAGUGACCUUAAGCUAAGUCUCAAAAUUAAGAAGGAGCAUCCAGACUGCUUCUGGCAGAGGAAACUGCAGAGACACAGAGGCAUGAAUCAGCAUGGAGACUUUAAGGAACUGCACGUAGUUCAUUGUAACUAGAAUAAAAGACUCACCACGACUUAGCAAGAAAUGAGGCUGGAUGGAGUCAGGUUCAACAUAAGCACUUUAUAAAAUACUUAUAUUUAAUUUCUGAUUUAAUUAAACAUUUCUUGGUCAUUAUUGUGAACAAGGCACUAAGUACACCAUGGAAAAUAUAAGAUGCAUUGCCAGCACUUUGCAGACAUGACAUUAUUCAGCCUCAAGUUUCCAGUGGCCAAAGGGAAAUGUUGACUGCAUUUCAUAGACUUGAAUUAGAGGUUUCUUAAUAUGGUUGAUGAAAACUAAUAUAAAGGCAGUGUGAUAUUCAUGGAAGCAUGCCAUGUUGUCAAGAGCCUCUUAGAUUUUUCUCAACUGUGAGAAAACUAGAAGUUUUAAAGAUGUGGAGUCUGGAGAGGAGAUCCUAGUCAAUGUAUAGUCAGGCACUAGCGGGAAUGGGGAGGGCCAUUCGCAUCCCACAGAAAUAAAAUCCACACCAAAACUGGCCAUGCACUCGUCACAGAAUAUAAAUGAGUUAGUAGUUAAAACAUUUCAGAGAAAAUUUCCUUUCCCAUAAAUGCAUGAAGAUAAUAUCAGAGUUUUCUCACACUAUAUUUUUAGGAUAUUGGGAAAUUACAGGAUAUGAAGAAUUUAGAAGGUGGAGGAAUUAUAGCUUCAAAAUUUUCAGUUAAUAUAAAAAAAAAUCAGGAAGCUCUUCAUUCAGGCUAUGCACCAUGUGCACAGUCAAGAAUCGGCAGAAACCCUCUGCAUUUGCAAACACUUUGUGCUAUAAAAAUAAUUUUAAAAAAGCCACCUGUAUAAAUAUAUAUAUAUAUAUUUAAAGACACAGUUUUGAUACUUUUUUACAAAAAUUACAAAAAAAUACCUGUACAAACCAUGUGCUUUUAAAAUAGCAUUUUGUUCUAUACUAAUUGUCAAUUUGAGGGUAAAGUACUGGUUUGCAAACUCCAUCAUCUUGUAUCCAAGUGGAUUUUCCUUGUUUGUCUCCUUCCAAUCCCCAAAUUACUGUAUUUGAUGUAACAGUCGGGCAUGUUAGAAUGUUUGGUCACACCAACUGUUUCUGCUCUUUUUGUCUUACCAUUUCGAGUUUUGUUAGCUUCUGUACUCCAUGCCCUCUACAAUCUGGUUUCUCUUCCAGAGACAGAGGGAGUGAAGGUGUGUGCUGCAUCUCCCUAGCUGUACUGACAUCAUCUUGGUGAACUGAAAACCAAAUGUAGACAUUUGUAAAAUCAAUACAAUGUUUCUAGAGAGAUUAAAUUCAUUUUUAAAAAUCUUUUGAA